AUCACACUUUUGGAAAAAUAAGAAGAAUCGCAGGAAUCCCCCCGACCGAGCCACACAACCGGGUAACGCAUAAGUCUAUAUAAAUUCCGGGUUCACUUCAGCUUUUUCAAGCUCCUUUCCCCCCCUCCUCCAAAGCUGGAGUACGCAACCGCUAGGAUGGCCGCGAGGGAUCGAUUCGGCGCUUUCCCACAGGAGCCGAAUGGUUCCAAGCUCCAGCGGUUUAUACAGAGUGCUUGCGAUCCGGUAAAUUAUGAGCCUAAUCUUGCGUUGAAUUUGGAGAUUGCCGACGAGAUCAAUAAGAGGAAGGGGAACGCGCCCCGUGAGGCUGCUGUUGCCAUCGUAAACUAUAUCAAUCAUCGGAAUCCUAACGUUUCACUUCUAGCUCUUAAUCUCCUCGAUAUAUGUGUCAAGAAUUGCGGUUACCCAUUUCACUUGCAAAUUUCCACCAAGGACUUCCUGAAUGAGCUCGUUCGUCGGUUUCCCGAAAGGCCACCUGCAAGGCCGGGUAAGGUCCACCUAAAGAUUCUCGAGGCGAUUGAAGAAUGGAGGGGAACAAUAUGUCAGACAAGCCGCUAUAAGGACGACUUGGGUUUCAUUCGGGAUAUGCAUAGGCUGUUGAGCUACAAGGGAUAUGUAUUUCCGGAGGUUAGAAGAGAGGAUGCAGCGGUUCUGAACCCGAGCGAAACGCUGAAAUCCGCCGAAGAAAUGGAGGAAGAGGAGAGAGCCGCCCAGUCUGCAAAGCUCCAGGAAUUGAUUCGAAGAGGCACGCCGGUGGACCUGCAGGAGGCCAACCGUUUGAUGAAAAUCAUGGCCGGGUACGAUCAAACCUCGAGGACUGAUUACCGGGCAAAGGCCGCGGAAGAGAUUGGGAAGCUCCGUGAGAAGGCAAGGUUAUUAGAGGAGAUGCUUGGGAAGGUUCACAAGGGGGAAACUAUCGGUCAGCAAGAUACUUUUGAGGAAUUAGCAAGUGCCUUAAAAACCGCUCAACCGAAGAUCCAGAAGAUAAUAGAGGAGGAGGGUGAAGAUCCCGAUGCUGUUGUGAAACUAUUGGAGCUUAAUGACGUUAUCAAUACCACGGUUGAGAGAUAUAACUUUGUCAAGCGGGGUGACCUGAAUUCCGCAAAAGCACUACCGCUUAUGGCUGGCGCGUCCCCAUCAGCGGUUCCACCCCCUCCAGCCGUGGAGCUUUCGCUUAUAGAUCUAGAGGACAGCGCGAAUGGUGGUCCAUCGGCAUCGGCGAGCGGAAAGCCGGCCUCAUUAGAAGAAGACUUGUUGGGGCUAUCCUUCCAAGACAGUGGAAGCAGUUCGUUCGGGCAAGGCGGUGGGAUUGCGCUUGGGUUUGGAGCCAAUACAGGUAUCCCUGGCCCGCCUUUAUUAUCCUCGACGGUUGAAGCGAACACUGCCGGUCAACAACAGCGUAUUACACCCUCCACUUCACCCGCACCUCAAGUUGUACGACAGCCCCCAGCCCUCCCCAAUUACUUUCAGAAUGUAUCUACCCCCCCACCCCAGCCGAUGGCUCCAGGCGGCUUUGUUUCUCCGCCAAUACAACAAACACCAGCUCCUGCUGUCCAACGAAACAAUGGAAACAGUGCCGGCGAUGAUGAAGAUGAUUGGGCGUUCACCUCCUCGCUGCCGCCGGAACAACCUGCACCGCUGCCGGUCUCACAGAAUGAACUUGUGAUCCUCAAUUCGAACCUGCAUAUCCUGUUGGAUAUACAUAGACCUGUCACUAUGCCCAACGGCCCGAUAUUAGUAAAGGCCAAGUUUUCCAACAACGCAAGCCAACCAAUCGAGGAUCUGACUUUUCAGAUGGCAGUCACAAAGGCAUUGGCUCUCAGGAUGGAACCACAGAGCAGCAGGCAUCUCGAAGCCCGUCAGAGGGCAGGAGUAGCACAGAUCAUCCGAGUCUCGGGAGUCCCGAGAGGUGGCGGCGGGAAUGUCAAGAUGCGGUGGAAGGUGUCUUAUAGGGUCGGGAUGGGACCAUUGAACGAGGAACAAGGAGUCAUCGAAGGCUUACCGGUUUCAUAAAUCCAUUCAUUCAUCCUAUCUUUGUCAUUUACACAUGAAAAAACAAAAAGAGCGAAUGUAUUUCUUGAUUUUUUUUUUUUUUUUAAUUCCCCCCCCCCCACAAAUCAGGAGUGAAAGAAAGAGGGGGCGAACCUGUCAUAACAACAAUCUAGUCGUAAUUCUCUCUCUCUCUCUUUUCUCUCCUUUCCAUUGUGCACUUGUUUAUUAUAUUCUAUUGUUGUUUA
Molecule: messenger RNA, 2255 nt
Organism: Tuber melanosporum (Perigord truffle)
Lineage: Eukaryota; Fungi; Ascomycota; Pezizomycetes; Pezizales; Tuberaceae
Exons: 8
Coding region: 157-2031 (624 amino acids)
Biological process (GO): Golgi to endosome transport; Golgi to vacuole transport; protein transport to vacuole involved in ubiquitin-dependent protein catabolic process via the multivesicular body sorting pathway
Cellular component (GO): trans-Golgi network
Molecular function (GO): phosphatidylinositol binding; ubiquitin binding
Source: RefSeq, a predicted model, not a curated record